Messenger RNA from Drosophila rhopaloa, 3195 nucleotides. RefSeq names its product putative tyrosine-protein kinase Wsck (gene Wsck). The record is from RefSeq and is a predicted model, not a curated record. Gene Ontology annotation, molecular function: protein tyrosine kinase activity; protein binding; ATP binding. Gene Ontology annotation, biological process: protein phosphorylation. The coding region runs from base 283 to 2658 and encodes 791 amino acids. NCBI's taxonomy places the organism in Eukaryota, Metazoa, Arthropoda, Insecta, Diptera, Drosophilidae. The transcript has 3 exons.
GUUGGAAAGUAACAGCAACAGUUGUGCAGCCCGCGUCGACGUCGGCAGAGCGAUUAGUCAACUGGAAACAUGGUUGCCGAGAGCAACAACAACUGGCUCGCUCAAUAACAGAACAGCCAAAGAAGAAGAACAAACGCUGAAAAUGUUGAGCGGGGAAAAAGAAUAAAUGUUUUUAAUUUGCCUAAAUAGUCUGCCCGUGAAAAGUGUUUAAUUGGACCCCUAAUCCCAGGCGGAUAUCAACCAUCCGGCGUGCAGGAGCUGCUCAUUCAAGAUUUACAAGCCAUGGAAUUCGGUUUGAGAAGCGGACACCGCCCAUUUCGGAUUUGGCUUUCCAGCUGCCUCGUGGCCAUGUGCUUGUGCCUUCCAGGAGGAGCACCUGCCCCACAGGAAGCAUCUUCCUACUACUACGUGGGCUGCUAUACGGCGCGAACGGACCUGUUUUACGAAUCCGUGUACGCCAAAACGCCGCAGACCUGCAUCGAAAUCUGCGAGCAUCAGGAACACCCCUACGCCGUUUUGUCCGGCGAAAAGUGCUUCUGUGCGAAUCUCCUGGAGCCGAUGCACCUGCAGGACGAGCAGCUCUGCAACACCCGCUGUGUGGCUAACAAAGCGCAGUAUUGCGGAGGCGUCGGUGUACACUCGUACUACUCCACCACGGUGACCAAACAGCCGGCGCCUCAUCAUCUGAGGAUAUCCAACAGAACGGAGAACAGCCUGACCCUCAAGUGGGAUGCCUACGAGGCCAGUAAACUGCUCCUGGCCGGCGGCGCAGAGGCAGUGCUGCCCAACCAGCUGCUGGAAAAAUUCCUGAUUCAGGCUCAAGUUAUAAAGACCUACUCCUCGCUGCCCCCCUUCCCGCUGCCAGAGCUCAUUGUGCAGAGCACGGAAACGGAGGUCGAGCUGACGGAUCUGCAUCCUGCCACUCUGUAUAACAUCACCGUGAGGGCCAAGUGUCGGGGACCGCAAACUGUACUAACAGAGUGCGGCCAGGCCUCCUUAGAGGCCCACACAGAGGUGGGUCAGCCAAGUCCCGCUCCACCGCCGCCCAAAAUCCUCAGCCGCACCGAUCGCACCAUCACCAUAGAGCUAUCGCCCAUUCGCAAUGACAAUGGACCACUGAGUAAACUACUUGUCAUUGUGGAGUAUGUAGACGAUGCGCUGAGUCAGCCAUUCGAUUCACAGCUCCUGGGCAGCUGGCUGCAGGCGCAGCAGGACGGAGUGCCUUACUACAUAGCCGCCGAGUUGGACUACGAUCGUCCGGAGGACAACCGCAAACGGCAAUUUGUGGUGGGCGAUGGCAAGCUCUAUGGCCGAUUCAGCAAUAAGCCGCUAGACCAGCCAAACGCACAUGUGCAUAUAAGUCUGGGAGUGGUAAGCACCCUCGAGGGCGUCACCAAAACGAUGUACAGUCGUGGAACCCACGAUCAGCAUGUGACUUCCCUGGACGACUUUAGCUACGCCACCUUCGAGAAGGGUCAAUCCUCAGUGGUAGCACUGGCAGUGACCUGCGUGAUCUUCGGCACCUGCCUCUUGAUCAGCCUGAUCGCCUACUUCUAUCUGCGCUAUAAAACUUGCCGAGGACGAAGAUUAACCGGAGGCAAUACCCAUGAGAUGACGCUGCAGACGCCAAUCAUCGAAAGGGAAAACAAUGGUUUCCUGGUUGAGGACGAUCCACCGCCUCACUCGCUGGAAAACUUUAAGCAGCAGUUGCAACUCUUGGUGGAGGGAUUUGAGCGGAUACCGAGGAAUGCACUUCGGCUGAACGUCAACGAUGUGGUCGGAGAUGGACUCUUUGGCGAAAUUAUAACUGGAAAGGUGUCGACUAACGAUUUUGCAAGAGAUUGUACUCUGCACGUGCUCUGCCUGGAUGAUCUGAAUGGAAGUACUCAGGCCCAGUUGCUGCGGGAACUUCGUCAGAUAUGCCACUUAAAGCGACAGGAGCACGUACUGGAUUUCUAUGGAGUGUCUGCAAGUCCAGAUUGGUUUUACUUAAUCUUCGAGCAGCAGCGAGUAAGUCUCAAGAGAAGAUUGGUGGAGAGUCGUCUGAUGGCACCUUCGCCACGCCUCACAUCGCUCUCCGAGCAGAUGGUGCUGCAGUGGAUCUACGAGCUGGCCAGUGCCAUGUCAUAUCUAUCCAGCUGCCAAGUGGUGCACCGGCAGCUCUGUUCGCACAGUGUCUUCGUGACCGGCGACUCCAGGCUGAAGCUUAGCGUCUUUGGACCGCUGCAUUAUAUGUCACCCAAUCGCCAGCAGCCGGAUCAGAGUAGAUGGCUAGCUCCAGAGGUCUUGCGCCACCAGCAUCAGCACUCCUCCCGCUCCGAUGUGUGGUCACUGGCCUGCGUGGCCUGGGAAUGCUGCUCCCUGGGCGGAACUCCAUAUGCCAAUGCAGUGGGCAGCAACCAGCAGCUUCUCGAGGCCCUCCGGGCUGCAGUUCGUCCCGCACAGCCCGCCUACGUGUUCGGGGAUCUCUACCAGCUGCUGCUCAACUGCUGGCAGCUGGAGCCGAGCGAGCGGAGCAGCUGCGAGGACGUGGCCUUCGGAGUGCGUCAGCUUAUGACCUCACCACGGCAUGCCCUCAGCUUCGAUCGAGUGGCGGGCGGACUGGACACCCUGCCCCCGUACCUGCCGCAGCUGGAAACGAUUGCGCUUCUGCACUGAGGUGCAGCCGGAUAGAAUAAUUAACUUUAGUCGGUAGUGACUCAUUCCAGCUUAGAGAAAAUAUCUCUUAGUAUUAAAUUCAGUUUUGUUCUUAGAUAAGUUUACAAUUGAUUAGUAAUGAGAUUCUGGCUAAGAGAAAUACAGCUUGAAAAUCAUUUGUUGUAUAAUUUACAGCCGGUAUUGAUUGAAUAAAAUCGUUAAACUUUAAGUAAUGUCUUGAAUUCUUCUUUAAUAAUAUUAAUAAGUAAACAGCUAAGAAGUUUGUGACUAAGCGGGUAGCAAACAAACCUAAUAUUAGGAUAUUUUUAAUAAAAAUCUUAUAAUGACAUCAAGGGAUGUCUCUUUAAAAUUUAUCAUUUAACUCUCCUAGUUUGAAAUCACUAUAAGUCAAAUUACGUAGGUAUAACAACAACAUAAAGUAUAAGUAAUCAGUUUUUACUCCAAGCACUUUAUUAGUUGCACUGUUUUUAGAUAGUGGUUAGAGCUGUAUUAGCCCGACACUAGUAUACAAUAUUUUGUUUUCAUAAUAGAAAUUAG